Sabethes cyaneus is the source of this 644-nucleotide messenger RNA. It is a transcript of the gene MagR, whose product is annotated as iron-sulfur cluster assembly 1 homolog, mitochondrial. Gene Ontology annotation, cellular component: cytoplasm; mitochondrion. NCBI's taxonomy places the organism in Eukaryota, Metazoa, Arthropoda, Insecta, Diptera, Culicidae. The record is from RefSeq and is a predicted model, not a curated record. Gene Ontology annotation, biological process: iron-sulfur cluster assembly. The transcript has 5 exons. Gene Ontology annotation, molecular function: 2 iron, 2 sulfur cluster binding. Bases 116 to 508 code for a protein of 130 amino acids.
AGCUGGAGCAAAAUAGAAGUCAUAAUCGUUGCGAAAUUUUCGUCGCUGCUUCGUUACUAUGAAGUAAAUAAACAAAAUUCUAGUGAGAAGUGGUCACUACUUUUUAUAAACUGGAAUGGCAUCGAAAGUAGUAGCCACCGCCACCGUUAGAGCUGUUAAAGGAAAAAAGCUUCUCCCAGCGAGGGCUGCAUUAACUUUGACACCCGCUGCUGUUGCAAGAAUAAAACGCCUACUAGAUGGAAAAACUGAAUAUAUUGGAUUGAAAGUGGGAGUCCGCCAAAGGGGAUGUAAUGGGCUGUCUUAUACUCUCGACUAUGCUACCAGCAAAGAUAAGCUGGAUGAAGAAGUCAUACAGGAUGGAGUAAAAGUUUUAAUAGACAAAAAAGCACAACUUACACUGUUAGGUACGGAAAUGGAUUACAUAGAAAAUAAACUAGCGUCGGAGUUUGUUUUUAAUAAUCCAAACAUCAAGGGAACGUGUGGAUGUGGCGAAUCUUUUAAUAUGUAAAUAUUAAAAUGCAGUGAUAGUAAUGCCAUAGAAAAACUAAAUAGCGUGUCGAAUUGCAGGAUCUAAUUUAGUUAGAAUGGCUGUUAUUUUAUAUAUUAGAAAAAUUUAAUUUUAGUUCAAUAAUGGAAUAAAUACU